Molecule: messenger RNA, 2325 nt
Organism: Cannabis sativa
Lineage: Eukaryota; Viridiplantae; Streptophyta; Magnoliopsida; Rosales; Cannabaceae
Exons: 6
Coding region: 548-1927 (459 amino acids)
Source: RefSeq, a predicted model, not a curated record
AAUCUAUCCCAUAAAAGUGUGCCACGUAAUGAGAGCCAUGAGUCCACACAAACACCACCCGUUUGGGAUUCUCUUACCUCGACUAGACCGAAAAGACGAGAAUGCACCCAUGUUAAUAAAUUCAACACAAUCUACGGUCCAGAUUCAUCUUUGGUCACACACGUGUACAACCGCGAUGAAUGUAAGCGUGACUCUCGUUCGUACGAAUUCAUAUAAUUUUCGAUUUAUCCUUGUGGAGAAAUGAUCGUCUGCUCCUCAGCCACCAUAUAUCCAUUUUCUUCAUCUCUCUCCCCUCAGUUGCACUUUUUUUAAUCUUCUCUAUCGCCACCGGCAUCGCACGCCGGAAAAUUCACCGUUCGGUGACUGGUCAUCGGAGUCACUGUUAGGUUGUUCUUCACUUCCGGAGGUAUUUGUAACAAACGGGGCACGUAGCUAUUGUGCGUUCUUUGAGAUGAAAUUGAACAGUUUUGACUUUUGAGGAUCAGUAACUGAAAGUCAGAGUGGAACUCCAAAGUAUUUAUGAUUACUUUGAAGUUCUAGGAUCGAAAUGAAUGAGGCGACUUGGAUGGAGAAGGGUCCUGGACAUGUAAAUGAUGGAGAUUUAGGCAUGACUAACACCGCUAGAAUUGGAACUAAGAGAUCUCAUCAAUGGUUUGUAGAUUCUGCUGAUUCAGGGUUGUCCCCUGACAAGAAGCAAGUAUUGCAGACUGUAAAUACUAAGUUGAGUUCUAGAAUCUCAUACACAAGUGUUCCUCCUUGGGAAAACACUCCCAGUCUUCAGUCAGUCCCGAAUCCAUUUGUUGAUAGGUUAAUCGGAUCUGAAGCAGCAAGAUCUGUCAAACUUUCUGAAAGGAACAUUUCUGCUAUUGGAACAGAUAAUUUGAGUGGAAGAAAGGGUACAGAUAGCUACUUUGGAGAUGAUGUACCUUUUGGUUUAUCUGUUGACCAUGGAGGUCCUGAAACAUGUCUCAGUUAUGCUGGAAUAAGAAAAGUUAAAGUCAAUCAGGUUAACGACUGUGACAAUGGCAUACAUGCUCUAAGGAGACAUGAUUCUAAUAACAGUGACCUGUCCACUGAUCAUGCCUUUAGCAGGGAGAAUGAAACUAAUUUUGUAUCAAUGGGGCAGUCCUUCAAUAAGGAGCAUGACAGUAUAAUGCUACUGGGUCAUACAUACAACACAAGUGAUACCCAUAUCAGAUCAGCAGUUUCAAAUUAUGGCAGAGUGGAUGACAAUACAAUAUCAAUAAGUGACACUUAUAGUAAAGGGGAUACCAGUAUAAUUUCUUUUAGUGGGUUUCCUGAUGAACAAGACAUUAUCCCAGUCGGUAGACCUAUUGAUAGCUAUGACCAAUUAUAUCAUCAGACCUCAAUGAUAUCAGAGGCACCCUGUGAGAAAGAACCAGAUCCAAUUAAUGUCACUGCUGUUAUAAAUACCAAGGAAGUAGUCAAACCAAGAUCUGACUUGGUUUCCAAGAACAAAUCAGAUAAGACGCCAAAGAAAGAAGCGCCAAACAGCUUUCCCUCAAAUGUCAGAAGCUUGAUAUCAACUGGUAUGCUCGACGGAGUUCCUGUGAAGUAUGUUUCAUUGGCACGAGAGGAGCUUCGAGGAAUCAUAAAAGGUUCUGGCUAUCUUUGUGGGUGUCAGUCAUGUAAUUAUUCGAAGGUGCUAAAUGCUUACGAAUUUGAGCGCCAUGCUGGUUCCAAAACAAAGCAUCCUAACAACCACAUAUACUUUGACAAUGGAAAGACGAUCUACCAGAUAGUGCAAGAAUUAAGAAGCACCCCGGCAAGCUUAUUGUUUGAUACAAUUCAAACCGUCUUUGGUGCACCAAUUAAUCAAAAAUCAUUUCGUGUUUGGAAAGAAUCAUUUCAAGCAGCAACAAGAGAACUUCAACGGAUUUAUGGAAAAGAAGAAUUGAAUUUGUAAGAGUAUUAUACUGAAGCUUAUGGUAGGAUUAUCAUCAGAUGUGGUUUUUUAUGUGCAGAAGAAAGAUCGCUUGUGGUAAAUUCUUUAGUUAUAUAUGACAAUGGAGGGAAUGAUGAUAUAUGUUACUGCACGAAGAUGUAAAUCUUGUGAUAGAGCAUAAUUAGUUGUAGUUUAUGUAGAGAUGUUAAUGUAGAUGAAAUUAUUCUCCUGCUGAGCCUUCCCCAUGUUCAUGUGUGUGUGUGUGUGUGGGGGGGGAGGGAAGUUCUUAAUUUUUACUUGCUACUGUGAAGGAAAACGAAUUAGGUUAAAAUUCAAGUUUUUUACUAUCAAACUAUAAGUGGUAAAAAGGAGCUACAAUAAGAAAUAAGGAGAAGCUUAUUCUUAGUUAUAUUCUAUCA